Messenger RNA from Alternaria postmessia, 363 nucleotides. RefSeq lists its product as uncharacterized. The transcript has 2 exons. The record is from RefSeq and is a predicted model, not a curated record. The coding region runs from base 1 to 363 and encodes 120 amino acids. NCBI's taxonomy places the organism in Eukaryota, Fungi, Ascomycota, Dothideomycetes, Pleosporales, Pleosporaceae.
AUGGGACGCACCAUCACCACGGACGACUAUCACAAGCUCGUUGAUGCCUUGCCUCCCGGCACCAACUGGAACGCGAUUCGCCAACGUUUCGUCAAGAUGCGCAAGGAGCAGCGUGCAUGUAUGGAGGAGCUCGGCUGGACACUACCCGAUGGUGCCACUGAGACUCCUACUAAGACACCUACCAAGUCCCCAAAGAAGCGUACUGCUGCCGCUGAGAAGAGCGAUGAGGGUGGUGAUGCUGAGGCCGAAUCCCCCACCAAGAAGCCGCGCGCUCGCAAGCCUAAGAAAGAGACUGUCAAGAAGGAGAUCAAAGUCGAGGACAUGGUUGAUGGUGUACCUUUGGAGGCGUUCUGUGGCUGCUGA